GCCGGCAGCCGGCAGUUGUCUCUGAGCCGCCGACGAGUGAACAGGUGGAUAGAAAUUAUUCCCCUCGCGCUAUUUAUCCAUCCCCCCCCCCUACCGCUCUUACACAGAUCUUUACUCCAGCACCGAUUUACUUUGCAUCGCCAUUCAAUCAGUAAUUUGGUUGUUUUCGCCAUUAAUCCCGAGUGGUGCAAGGUUAUUACUUCGAAGGUCUCCCCCCAAUAACGUUAUUUGGAAACCCAUCAUCAAAUAUCGCUGGUCUUGUUGCAAAGGUCGGUGUCAGUUGAACAGGAAAUAUCUGCCAAUUUUUCUUCCUUUUUCUGCGAGUGGGAGAAUAUAAUAUCGAGACACCAGACCACAAAACUAUAACGCGGACUCUUUUUUCGUGUGUUUUUUUUUUGGCUGCAAGGUCCCGGAAGGAAAUGCACUGAUACAAGUCAACUAACUCUUUCGUGCUUCUCCUCUACAUGUGUCUGUGAAUUUGUGCUCGCGCUAGACUUUCGUGAAGGCUGAUUUUCCCUUUUUUUUUAUUUGGGAUUCUCAAUUGUUGGAACAAUCAUCAGCUGCUAAAACGCAAUGGAAGCAUUCGAUAGCUUGGAACAGCCGCUCUGCGACUACAAUGAGAGCAUGGAUGCUCUGCCGGAACUGUGGGAAACGGAUUCGUUCGAGUCGUCUAUGGUGGUAGAACUGCAAGAGAGCGACAACUAUCAGCAUCCAGAUUGGCCGACGGGACUGAGCUUCAGUCUCAUGCCAGUCGACGACGACAGCAACGACGAUCUCUCGGCGGCCGACACGGGAUUGGUGGUCCUUCACGAUCGCCUCAUCACGGACGCUUCCGUCUCUGCGGCCAAUCAAGUCUUGGCUAAUCCCGCUCAUCGCUACUCGGCUCGCGUCCAGCCCAACACGAAUGCCUCGUCGCUUUACUGCGACACAUCCCUGAUCAAUUGCAAGGAGAGUGGCAGCACUUACAACAUCACCAUCGGCAGCCGGGGCGAAGUUGAAAUAUCCGAAGAUCCAGAGUCCAGCACAGCUUUAAUUGAUUCAGAAAUGGGAAACCAGUUUUGUGAUCCACUUUCACUGAGCAUCAAGGCGGAGCCAGCUUCGCCGGGCACUACGCCGGCCUCGCCUGACACGUUCAUUGAUGCUCACACCAACUCGAAAAGCUCGCGGUCGGAAUCACGGAAGCGCUCAAUUUCAAUUUCCAACAAUUUGUGUAAUCGCGAACGACAUACAGCCAAGGGAAAACCAGUUUCGGGAAACAGCCGUCUAGUGCUGACGCGGGUAACAAACGCUUCAUCGUGCUCCAGCAAAUCAGCCAGCUUCUCGUUGCCGCCUACGCCGCCGUCGUCGACGUCGAGCGACAGCGAAGGGAGUCUCUCGCCCGAGAGAGACGCUGCGUCGCCUAAACUGGAAGAAACAUCAGGGGGCGAAAUUGGGACACGAAGGUUGAACCAGGCCGGAAGAGUACUCUUAACCACCAAACCAUUACCUGACUCGUUUGGUAGCGGAAGUAGCCGCCAUCCUAUUAACAGCCCUCUCAUCAGCUACCAACCUAAAGGUUCAACGGGAGUACUCCAGCUGACUGAGGAGGAGAAAAGAACUUUACUGUCUGAAGGUUAUCCAGUGCCGACACGGUUGCCGCUCACGAAAGCCGAAGAGAAAUCCCUGAAAAAAAUCCGUCGUAAAAUUAAAAACAAAAUUUCAGCUCAAGAAUCGCGCCGGAAAAAGAAAGAAUAUAUGGACACGCUUGAAAGACGGGCCCAAGUGCUGGCCGAUGAAAACAGCGACUACCGCCAACGGCUUCUCAAGCUGGAGACGGACAAUGCCGCUCUACAGCUUCAGCUGACACGCCUCAAGCACCUUUGUAAUAAACGAUCCAACAACAUGGAUCUAAAUUCUCAUCAGAUUGACGAAAUGUCGGCGCAUAUUAAAGAAGUCAGCGACUGUUUCUCAACCAGGGGCUAAACAUGUCAUUGGCUCGUCAGCUGAAAUGAACCUGUCAAUCCAUUCCGUCCUUUUAGUAGGAAUACCGAUACUCCGUUGCACAUUUUGUAAUAGCUAGUCUUUCCAAUCAAUUCCGAUUUUUAGAUGUCGAACAUGUAAUUUGGCGAUAUACGCUCCCUCAUACUAUAUAUUGCGGAAUUUCCAGCUAUUACGGACCUCGGCGGAAAACUACAAAAUUUCCUAUUCUAACUCAAAUUUAAAAAUAGAGAAGCGAAGGAAAAACGAUUUUUCAGUUUUUCUAACUGGAUUUACAAUUUUUUUUUUAAAUUGGCGCGCGUGCAAUUCGGUGUAUUAUUCACACCUCAAUGAUGCCUAUCGAUCUGUUCUCAUGUUUCUUUGAUAGUAAUUUUUUUACACCUUAAACGAUUGUUUCAAUCAUUUUUCAUUUUUUUAAUUAUUAUUAUUAUUUUUUUUAAAUUCAUGGUGAUUGGUUUGAAAUAGUGUAUUCAUGUAUUGUUCCAAAUAUCUGACUGGCUAUGUACGCCCAUGUUUUUAACUACUUGAUGUUGACUUGAUUUUUGCAUGGGGUUCUUAAACUUUCAUCGGUUUGUAAUGGGAUCAUGUAGCUCUCAUCGCAUUUCACCACUUUUUGUUUCAACUGCAGUUUCCUUUUGUGUGUGUGUAUCGUUUGUUUUGGGAAAACAUUUUUUUAUUACACGAUUGAUGCUUUUUUACGUA
This is a messenger RNA of Daphnia pulicaria, 2679 nucleotides long. RefSeq names its product cyclic AMP response element-binding protein A-like. The transcript has 9 exons. Gene Ontology annotation, molecular function: DNA-binding transcription factor activity, RNA polymerase II-specific; cAMP response element binding. The coding region runs from base 574 to 1962 and encodes 462 amino acids. The record is from RefSeq and is a predicted model, not a curated record. Gene Ontology annotation, biological process: regulation of transcription by RNA polymerase II. Lineage: Eukaryota; Metazoa; Arthropoda; Branchiopoda; Diplostraca; Daphniidae.